AAAGUUGAAGUACCUGAACUACGGAAAUUGACCAAAAAAGAUGUGAUCGAAUUCUUCGAUAGACAUUUCUCGUGUGAUUCGCCAGCAAGACGAAAACUGACCACGAUGAUUUACGCGAACGAUAUGACAGAGGAGAUGCUCGAUCAAGCAAACAAACGCGUAGAACGCUCGGCUGCAGGUGGGGAUGUGGCAGGGGAUAGCGCAGAAAAGAAGGUUCGUUGGCGAUUCUGA
Anisakis simplex (herring worm) is the source of this 231-nucleotide messenger RNA. The record is from the annotation of a GenBank genome assembly. Lineage: Eukaryota; Metazoa; Nematoda; Chromadorea; Rhabditida; Anisakidae.